Molecule: messenger RNA, 1869 nt
Organism: Fusarium keratoplasticum
Lineage: Eukaryota; Fungi; Ascomycota; Sordariomycetes; Hypocreales; Nectriaceae
Exons: 3
Coding region: 1-1869 (622 amino acids)
Molecular function (GO): oxidoreductase activity; copper ion binding
Source: RefSeq, a predicted model, not a curated record
AUGGUGGCCCACGAUGAGGAACACGAUGGCCUUCUUGACGAGUUUGAGCUGCAAGAUGAAGAUCCAAAGACACGGCCUAACUCGUCGCAUCGUACAGUGAGACGGUGCGCCAGGUUUGCACAGCGACAUAUCUGGUGUCUGAUAACAGUCGCUGCCAUUAUUGCGCUACUAUGCACCUUUGGCGCCGCUUUCUCAUCAAUAGGAACCCCAAAAGCCCCGAAAGGUCCCGAAAAGGGUGGUCAUCUUGGAAUUCGUCUGCAUCCAGAAGAACACGCAUCCAGGGCUCCAACAACACUGACCUUCAACUGGACCAUCUCGGCUGGACUCAGAUCGCCAGAUGGAGUUGAGAAGCGAGUAUAUCUUGUCAACGAUGAGUUCCCAGGGCCAACCAUCGAGGCAAGGUCUGGAGAUCGACUUGUGCUGCACAUCCACAAUGACCUUGAAACAGAGGGUGUCUCUCUGCACUGGCACGGCCUGCGAAUGAAGAACCAGAACCUGAUGGAUGGUGCAGUGGGGAUCACACAAUGCCCUAUCCCACCAGGCCGGGAUUACGUCUAUAAUAUCACUAUUGGUGAUGAAGAACACGGCACCUUUUGGUGGCAUAGCCAUUCCGACGUUCAACGAGCCGACGGGCUCUGGGGUGGUCUGAUCGUGCACUCCCCUCAGGAAGCAAGCUCACAGCCAGAAGACUACUUGGUUAUGGUCAGCGACUGGUUUCAUAGAAACCAGACUGAAGUCUUGGCUUGGUACGCCGAUGCCAGCAGUCGAGGAAAUGAGCCAGUUCCCGACUCGCUGCUGGUGAAUGGGAGGGGACGUUUCAACUGCUCAAUGGCGGUUCCUGCUAGGCCAGUUGUCUGUUCUCAGAUUGCAGUACAUGGGCUUGCGCCACUAUUCAAUCCAUCUAGAGAGAAGGCGAUGCAAUUGCGUUUUGUCAACACGGGUUCAGUCGCAGGCUUCAGCGUGCAGAUAGACGGAGCGACGAUGAAGCCAUUUCGCAUAGAUGGCGGGUUCAGCGUUCACGCAGAGGGGAGCGAUUCCAUCGGCAUACUUUAUCCUGGUGAAAGGGUAGAUGUAGAUGUCAAGUGGACUGAGGACUACGUCGGGGGCCGGUGGCUGAGCAUAGACUUGGACUCUGAAAACUUUGGAUACCCCAACCCAGCAUUGAAUCCGAUACAAAGCUUUCAGAUUUUCGAAGGGAAGGGAGGCGAGUAUGACCACAAAGAGGAUCAUGCGCAGAGUAAAACCCAAACCCUCAAUCUUCAAAAUCUCACCGCUGCCACGCGAGUUUCGGACAUCCCGUCUAAAGUAAAGGAGACGUUAGUCUUUUACGCAAAGACUGAAAAGUUGGCACACUUGAAUUACGAGCCCGUCGGUUUCAUAAACCACACAUCAUGGAAACCACAAAGCCCCCCUUUACUGUCUCAAAACAGGUCUGCUUGGGACGAAAACCAACUCGUUCCCUUCAUUGGCCUGACUUCAAACGAGCCUACCAGAGUGGACGUUGUCAUCAACAACCUCGAUGACGGUGCCCAUCCAUUUCACCUUCACGGACAUUCCUUCUACGUUCUCUCGUCCCACAGGGAUGAAGGCCGUGGUGGCUGGGGCAGCUACAAUCCCCACUCUGGUGGCCAGCCUCCAAAUGGCCUCAAUCUGGACUUUCCGCUGCGUAAGGACACAGUAAGUGUUCCUAGAAGAGGGCAUAUAGUGUUCGCUUUGGUGGCAGAUAAUCCAGGCAUUUGGAUGCUGCAUUGUCACAUGCUGGUGCAUAUGGCGAGGGGAAUGGCGAUGGCGAUCCACGUUGGAGAUGUCGCGGAUGCGGAGCAUGUUAUUUCAGCUGACUUCGCGGCUGGCGAGCUUUGUAGGAGAUAA